Messenger RNA from Ambispora gerdemannii, 2922 nucleotides. Lineage: Eukaryota; Fungi; Glomeromycota; Glomeromycetes; Archaeosporales; Ambisporaceae. The record is from the annotation of a GenBank genome assembly.
GGGGAGGACAUAAAUAUUGUGCAAGCCAAAAAACUUACCGAAGAGGGAGAAAAAAUUAUUUUGGCAGAUAUUCCUCGGGAGAAAGCCGAAAAUAUUAAAAAACAGUUAGAAGACAAAGGAGUCCAAGCUCUGCCGGGUCGAGAUUUCGCCCAUGAGCAAAAGUUAUCUUACUCUCAAUUCCUCACUGAGAGAUUACCCCGCUUGCUAAACUUCUAUUUUCCCGCUGAAUUUAGUGAUUACAAUAACCACAUUCGGGUAAAUAUUACCGAUUUUAAGUGUCAAGAGCCAGAAAUUAGUGAACAAGAAGCUCAAGAAAACUACCUGACUUGGAACCAUACAGUUUCUUUCAACUGGAAAUCUUUUUCGCCUGCCGAAUUAAAGGCUUUAUUAACCCAAACCCACCAACAAUUACAAGCAUUAUCAGACCACGACCACCAAGAAAAAAAAGGUUUGGUGGAAAAAUUAACCAAGAAAAUCCAAUCCCUCGAACAAGGCGAAACUAAAAACCCGCAGGCUAUUGAACUAAAAUUCCUUAAUUCUGGCACAGUGGUUAGCUUGCUAGAUGUCUUAAAAACCUUUAUGGUGCCCGCCGAAUUAGUAGAAAAAUUGUUUGGGGAAGAGUUAAACAGAGAGGACUAUCCAACCACCCAACCUUUAGAAGUAGGAGUUAGUUUGCCUCAUUUCUUAUUUACCAAAAAAAACUCUUAUUUUGAUAUUGGAAAAUUAGGGCGGAAAAAGUAUAACCAAAAAGUAAGUAUUAUUUCCCAAGUAGAGAAUCAAGAGCUAGCCGAAGAUUUAUUGGAUAACCAGGGAAAAUUAAUUUUAAAAAAAAGUGCUCAACUGACCGGGAAAAAUCUCCAAAUAUUAGCCCAAGCCUUAGAAAAAAAUAAAAUCCCUUCUCUGAUGAUUCCUCAUUCUACUAAUGACUUAUAUGUAAUAAAAAUAAAAUCCCCCCGCCAUCCGGAAAAAAUUAGCACUAUUGUUGGUAUAGGGACAGAAAUAUCCGAAGAAAAAACUUAUUUUGAUUUAGCAGAUUUAAUUAGUUUAGUAGCCAAUUAUAUUAAUCUUUAUCAAGGUCUGGGGAAGGUCAAAAAAGAAGAAGAUAAAGACCAAUUAGAAAACCAAGUUAUUCGACGAGUAGGAGAUUUGGUUUAUAAUAUCUUUGAUAAUAAAUUAGGAGGAUUUUUACAAGGUCUGGACAACAAGUAUUUAGCCUCUAUUUCGCAAUUGAAAAAAGUUGACUUGUUAAAAUUGCCCAACUUAAAAGAUUUUGAUAAUCUUAUUAAACAUUUUUUUAAUACUUCGGCUUUGGUCCAAUUACAAAACCAAAAUAAUCCGUUAUCCGAAGCCUCUUAUACUCGUAAAUUGAGCGUCUUAGGUCUGGGCGGAUUUAGUUCGGCUAAUACUACUAUGGCUGCUCGUAAUGUUAAUUCUUCUUAUUAUGGCCGUUAUGAUUUAGUGGAAACUCCCGAAGGACAACGAGUAGGUUUAGUUCAUAACCUCACUAUUGGAGCAGAAAUAAACGAUUACGGGCAAGUAGUGGUUCCUUAUUAUCGGGUUCACCAGGGCAUUGACGAGAAAAAUCAGAUUGAGGAGGAAACAGUAUUAACUCGUUACCGAGGAGAUUUUGUGCGAGUGCCCAAAGAAAAAGUGGAUUAUAUUGACAGUUCUUUUUAUCAGUUGAACUCUAUUACUAGUUCUACUAUUCCUUUUUUUCACCACAAUGAUGCUACCCGCAUGCUCAUGGCUUCUAAUAUGCAACGCCAAGCGGUUACUCUCAGCAAGUCCCAAGUGCCCUUAGUAGCCAGUGGUAUCGAAACUAGCUUGUUAAAUAAUUCCCCUUUGGUUAUCAAAGCCACCGCCCCGGGUCAAGUGGAAUAUGUGGAUAGACAGCAAGUAGUUCUCGGACAAAUAAUGGCGGCUGGCAAUUAUGCUAAUAACGGUGAAUUGUCGUUGGGUUAUAAUUUACGGGUGGCUUACUUGUGUUGGCAUGGCUAUAAUUAUGAGGAUGCGAUUAUAAUUAGUGAAAGAUUAGUAAAGGAGGAUAUUCUGACUUCUUUUUUUGUUAAAAAGCACGCGGUUAUUCGUUAUAAUACCAAGUAUGGUCCCGAGGUUUUUACUGCCUCUUUUCCUCACUUAGAGAAAAAACGGUUUCCGCAUUUAGAUAAGGAGGGCAUAGUGAAAGUAGGCAGUGAAGUCAAGUCUAAUGACAUUUUAGUGGGUAAAUUAACUCCCGAGCCCGGUUUACGUCAACCUGCUGCUGAAGAAUUGCUCUUAAUGAGUAUUUUGGGUGAAAAAGCCCAGCGUUUUGUUAAUUCUUCGCUUUAUUUGCCCGUGGGGGAAAAAGGAACAGUUUACCAAGUCAAAAGGAAAAAGUUCCCCAAAAAUAAAAAUGAAUUAGAGUUAGUGGAGAUUUAUGUGGCCCAGGAAAGAAAAAUUGAAGUAGGAGACAAACUAACUACGCGUUUUGGCAACAAAGGGGUGGUCGCCAAGAUUGUGCCAGAAUCUGAUAUGCCGUUUGACGAGCAAGGUCAAACUAUUGACAUAAUUUUUAAUCCUUUGGGCAUUCCUACCCGUAUGAAUAUCGGGCAAUUGCUCGAAACAGUACUGGCGGCUGCCGCCCAUCGUCUUAAUACUAAAUUACUAAUUCGCCCUUUCAAUACUCCCAACUUGGCUACUAUUAAAGAAAUUCUCCACCAGGCAGGGAUAAAAAAUGGUAGCCAAAAAUUAUUUGACGGGCAAACUGGCUUGCCUUUUGACCACGAUAUUUAUAAUGGUUAUAUCUAUACUAUUAAAUUAAAUCAUAUGGUAACGGAUAAAUUCCAUGCUCGCGAUAUUGGUCCUUACUCUUUAAUUUACCAACAACCCCUCAAAGGGCGCGCCCAAGGGGGCGGGCAACGAGUAGGCGAAAUGGAAGCCUGA